Lasiodiplodia theobromae is the source of this 1560-nucleotide messenger RNA. RefSeq names its product Secretory lipase. The transcript has 2 exons. The record is from RefSeq and is a predicted model, not a curated record. Bases 1 to 1560 code for a protein of 519 amino acids. Gene Ontology annotation, biological process: lipid catabolic process. Gene Ontology annotation, molecular function: triacylglycerol lipase activity. Lineage: Eukaryota; Fungi; Ascomycota; Dothideomycetes; Botryosphaeriales; Botryosphaeriaceae.
AUGAUUCGUUCCACUCUCCAAUGGUGGACGACUGUCCUUCUCGCACCUCUCGCUGCCUGUCAAGAAACGGCCAUCCCCGGUCCUCAAUGCCAGGAUUUCGCCUCAUCCUACAAGCUCUCGGCCGAACAGAUAGCCAAAGCCGGCAUCAGUAACAUCACGGCGAACAAUGUCGAAAUCGCACUCAACUUCGAGCGCACCAAUUGGGCCACUCAAUCCGUCACCAACGACCCAUUCUACCACAUCCCCAGCAACAUCAACUGGACCUCCUCCAUCCCGGCCGGCACCGUCUUCGCCGUCGAAAACGUGACCAACACCUCCCUCUACACGCUGCCCGCCCCGAUCUCUAUGUCGCGGAUAAUCUACCAGACAGAAACCAUCAACGGUACCAACGUCCCGGCCUCAGCCUACGUCCUCUGGCCCUACCUGCCGCGCACCUUCCCCAACGUCACGGGCCUGCCCGUCAUCGGCUGGGGCCACGGGACGUCGGGCGUGCUGCCGGACUGCGCGCCCUCGCACAUCCGGAACCUGUGGUACCAGUUCGCGGGCCCCUACGAGAUGGCCAUGCAAGGCUACGUCGUCGUCGCGCCCGACUACGCCGGGUUGGGCGUCUCCUCGACCGCACCUGCUCCCCCUCCAUCGUCGCCAUCCCAGUCCUCAUCCUCCUCCAACACCACUUCCUCCUCCUCCUCCUCCGACCCCCACCAGAGCAUCCUCCACCCCUACCUCUCCAACCCCUCCCACGGCCUCGACAUCCUCCACGCCGUCCGCGCCGCCCGCGCCGCCUUCCCCUCCCUCUCCACCUCGCACGUCGUCAUCGGCCACUCGCAAGGCGGCGGCGCCGCCUGGGGCGCCGCCGUCGAGGCCGCCAAACACCCCCAAAACUUCCCCGGCUACCUCGGCGCCAUCGCGGGAUCCCCCGCGCCGUCCGGCGCCAACUACCUGACCCUCCUCUCCGCCGCGACGGCGUCUUACUCCCCGUUGGCCGCGUACAUCGCAAUGGGCGUCCACGCUGCGUAUCCGGCCGUGGCGUUGGACGAGCUGUUCACGCCGGCGGGGUUGGCGCGGUUCGAGUUGAUGCGCGAGGUGGGUGGGUGUAGUAGCGUUGCGACGGAGCUGUUUGCUGCCAACAGCGAGACGCCGGCGACGCCGUGGGUGCGGCCGGAUAUCGCGGACUUCUGGGCGACGCGGGCGUUUGCGGGGGCGACGGAUUACGUCGGGGAGGAUGUGGGUGGAGUAGAAACGCCGCUGCUGGUGCUGCAGGGGGAUGCGGAUUCGAUCGUGGUGCCGGGUCAGACGGCGGAGAGCGUGCGGCGGGCGUGCGAGGCGAAUGCCGAGAGCAGCGUGGAGUUGGUGAGCUUCGAGAACGUGACGCAUGUGCCGGUCAUGUUUGCCGGGCAGCGGGUGUGGCUGGAUUGGGUGGCGGAUAGGUUUAAUGGUGUCCCGGUUGAGAAGGGGUGUCGGAAUCGGACGCUCAGCCCGUUGAGGAGGGAGGAGGGGGCGUAUUUGGAGGAGACGAAUUUUGUGUUGGAGUGGGUGACGCAGGGGUAUCAGACGGCGUAG